Messenger RNA from Culex pipiens pallens (northern house mosquito), 1064 nucleotides. RefSeq lists its product as uncharacterized. NCBI's taxonomy places the organism in Eukaryota, Metazoa, Arthropoda, Insecta, Diptera, Culicidae. The transcript has 2 exons. The record is from RefSeq and is a predicted model, not a curated record. Bases 107 to 988 code for a protein of 293 amino acids.
UCGAAUGUUUUCGUUAAAAAAGUGCCGUGUUUUUAUGUAAAUUUAAAGAAUAAAUUAUUUUUCGAUGAUUAAAAGUGCAAGCAAAUAAAAUUUCUUCAAACAAACCAUGGCCAGCAACGGAAAACGGCCCCACAGCGAACCGGCCCGGAACUUUUCCGCAUUCCGGACGUGCGGUCCCAUCCGUCGGCAACGGUUGCCCUCGACGGAGGAUCCGCUGUCCGAUCUGGACUACGAUUACGGUUCCUCGUCCGACGAUGGCGAAUGGUCGACGUCGACGGGAUCGGAAUCGAUGGACAUGGACAUGUACGACACGGAGGAAGAGGAAAUGAUGCUGCUCGAUGCGUUGGAAGAGGAAGAGGAACUGGAGGAGGAAGAGGCCACGGAUGACGAAAUGGACUACGUCGAUUUCAGCACCGACGAAGAGGACGAUUCCGAGUUUGAGGAGGAAAUGGACCGGGAAUUGGCCCGGGUCGAAAUGGAAAUGUACAGAAAGCAACAGCGAAAGAAACUGAUCCCGCCGGAAAUGAUCCCCGACGGAAUCGAUUCCGACGACGAGGAAGCAUGGCAGUUCCUCGAGGACGAGUGGAUGUGCGAGCAGGAGCAACUUCUGCUUCUCGAACAGCAGCAGCAAAACGAAGCAAAUUCAAAAUGCGCCCAAGAUCCGGACGUUCCCGAUUGGGACGCGCUCGAUGCCAUCAACCGGCGCUUUCUGAUCCGGGGCAACGUGGCCGGCAAACCGUGCACCAUGACCAGCUCGGUCGGGGUUCGUCGGGCGCGCAUUUCGAUGCUCGGAACGAUCGUUCCGGCCACGGAGAUGCUGCGGAACUUCUUCCGUGAUGCUCGGCGGAACGUUGGCGGGGUGAAGGAGAAUACCGGGAGGGUGGUGCCGGUGGCAUCGAAGAAUGUGGCGUCGGUCACCCCUCGGGCGGUGGUUCGGAGUAAUGGUUCCGGGGGCCAGCGGAAGGCGCUUUCGGAACGGAAUCUGUGAGUUUUUUUUGUGAUCGAAUGGACAAAAUGCUCGAAGCAUUGCAUUUGUUUUAGUAAGUAUUCAAAAGACUGAACUU